Molecule: messenger RNA, 4040 nt
Organism: Schistocerca gregaria
Lineage: Eukaryota; Metazoa; Arthropoda; Insecta; Orthoptera; Acrididae
Product: coiled-coil domain-containing protein 115
Exons: 2
Coding region: 643-1215 (190 amino acids)
Biological process (GO): vacuolar proton-transporting V-type ATPase complex assembly
Cellular component (GO): extrinsic component of endoplasmic reticulum membrane
Source: RefSeq, a predicted model, not a curated record
GUUCUACCUAUAGUGGCAGUUGCUCUUGGGUGGUGGUAGGGGAAACUACCCGAUGGUAUCUUCCAACUUUUCUGACUGUCAAGCAAUGUUCUGUCUGGUACAAGUUUCCAAUAAGUUGGCAAAGCGACUGUUUUGAAACGCUAAAUUAAAUCUCUGACGGAAGCCGAUACUGGUGUUUGUAAACAGUGGAUGAGUGGACAGUUGAUCAGUCGUGUUGCUGGAAAUAAUUUUCGAGCGUGUAAACGAACGUUACCAUUAUUUACUAAUGCAGUAGCGAGCACCUGCCAAAUUUCUGUUUGACAGACAAAAUUAACACGCAAUUUUAGUAAUUCAAUUUUUUUAAUUGCUCAGAAAAUCGGAGUGAAUUUUCUUGAAUUGGAACAUACUGGUUUUACAGAAAAAACCGUAAGGAAAUUUUCAUUACCCUUACUUUAAGUAUGUUAUAUGCCGUCUUACUGUUAUAAUGCAGCGAAUUCAACGAAUUAAUAAGAACUGUGACAUUUGCUGUCAACGUAAUUCUUAAGUGCUAUGUGUGUGUAGUACAUGCUCUUCUUUCUGGUUUAACUUAAAGAGUGCAAUUUUCUAUCGUGCUGAUGAAACAAGACCGAAGGAAAACCAUUAUAUAUAAGUAAACCUGUCAAAAUGGACAUUGAAGAAACUUGUAAGAAACUGGAUUUGCUUUGCAUAGAGGAACUGGAAAUAAUGGAAGAAUAUAUUCGUUGCAAGGUUGAAUUAGAAAAGCUAAUGAAAGCUGGUUUCCUGAAUAUCGCCAAAGCUCGUUAUAUAAUGGGAAAAACUUCUGUUUCAUCAUUGCAACUGCCUUCAGAAGAUGCUUCAGAUGUCACUGCACUAUGUAAGGUCAUUUUAGACAAGAAAAGUUCAACUGAAGAUAGAGAGUUUCAGCUCAUAUUAGAUUUCAAAGAACAAGGCAAACAAGUGGAUGAUGUGACUCCUGCUCCCCGGAAGAGAAACAUUACUGAUGAGAAAAAACUAAUGGAGGAGAAACCUGAUUCCAAAUUUAAGACUCAAGAUUCUGAUCCUCUUAGGUGGUUUGGUGUUUUAGUGCCACAGAAUUUACGGCAAGCACAAACUAACUUUCAGUCUGCCCUACCAUUGGUUAUUGAAUGUGCCAACCUUCAACUGAAGUUGUUAGAUUCCUAUGACAAACACAAAAAAGCUCUAAGGAGGAAAAAGGAUAUUUCUACAACAAGAUAAUGUAUUUUUUGGCACUAUAGUGAAUUAUGUACAUCUUGUGAAAUGAGCUGCCAACUUAUGUAUGCAUUCCACAUAAUCUUUGUGUUACUAAUAAAUAAGUGCAUGAAGCAUUAUUGAACAAAUUAUAUGUGGAGGUGGUGGUGGUGGUGGUGGUGGUGGUGGUGGUGGUGGUGGUGGUAAAGGAGUAAACAACGACCUGUAUAUUUUCUACCUCGAUAAUUUUGUUGUUGUAAUUGUUUCAUUUUUAUAUUGCUUUAAAGUUAAAAAAUGCAAACAAUGUAAGUAAAUAUACAUAAAUAUGUUGGAGCGAACUUGCAAUACCAAAGUCAAAUUUGAAUACAAAACUAUGGCUAAGAAUAAGAACAACAUCCAUCUGUCAGUUAUUGAAACUGAAAUGAAUAGACCAGGGCUGUUUCAAAGAUCUUGAACAUUGAGCUGUUUGAGCAAGGUUUUUGUCUUGAUGGGCUAUCAGAGAGGAGCACCAUUCAGAUUGGCAGAACCAAAAUGGGACAAGAUGUGCGAUGUAAGUUGAAAGCAAUAGACAUGUUAUUCAGCCUAAUUACAGUUUGACAUAUAAAAUGGUGUGGUCUUUUGCAAUUUCCAGUCUGGGUUAUACAUGAAAUUAAUGAUAUUUAAAAUAAUGUUACUUUAUCCACUAUAAUGAGUUAUAUACAUUAUAUCAUUGUAUUUACCAAAACUUUAUUCACAAUGAGAGUGAAGAAUCAGUUCAUUAGGUUUUUGCUUUGAAAAAUGCUGAGCUUAUAUUGACAAGGAACUGGUUUGAAAUCCAUGUCUGUGUAUCCUGAUAAGGUUUACAUGUUUUCCUUAAAACAAAAGAGCUGAAAGUUGGAUAAUUUCUUAAAGAAGCCAUCCCCACCCCAUCCUCCUCUAACUCUGUCAGAAUGACCUAAUGUUGCAUUUCAUGUCUUAUAACCACCAGUGCCUAAGUGUUAAAUUACUUAUGUGAUGUACAUUUGUAUGUAUGUUACUGCUGCACAAACUGUUUCUUCAAUGUGUAAAAAUGCCGAAUAAUUUUGGAGAAUUUUACAGAUGAAAACUAAUCUUGGGUAUUUUCUAUGGUUACCAUUAGUGAUGUGAAUAAAUAUAUCAUAUACUGAAUGAGACAUUUUGGGUGUACCAUAGUCGCAAAUAUUUUGACAAACAGGUUCAUUGUUUAGCAAGUUAAUGUUAAGAAUGUGAUGCUUAAGCUAAAAGCACUUACCAGGUGUGCAAGAAAUAUAAUUUUAUUUACAUCAUAGUGAGUGUUGCAUAAAAAAUUUAAUUUAUUUGUAGCCUACAUAAAAACAGCAGUCUUAACAAUGUGCUGUGAUCUUUAACAUGUUACUUAGAAAAGUAAGACAUUGUAUUUAUGAGGAGUUACAGUUUCUGUUUGUUUUUUGUUUUUGAAACAGUGUCAAAAAUGGUUCAAAUGGCUCUGAACACUAUGUGACUUGACAUCUGAGGCCAUCAGUCCCCUAGAACUUAGAACUACUUAAACCUAACUAAGCUAAGGACAUCACACACAUCCAUGCCCAAGGCAGGAUUCGAACCUGCGACUGUAGCGGUUGCGCAGUUCCAGACUGAAGCACCUAGAACUGCUCGGCCCCACUGUCCGGCAACAAUAUCAUGUCACAUUUUUUUGUUUCUCUGGCUGUGAAUUCUAGGCCCACUGUGAAUCAUGUGACUAUAGAUAGACUUAUGGUGAUUCCUAUCACAAAGUAUAUACCAAUUUUGAUACUGCAUUUUGUUUCCCCAUAUUUGUGUAACAAUAUUAGCAACUGGAGAAAACACUCAAUAAAAAAAUAUUCUUUACCAUUACUAGCUUAUGUUCACAGUUACACAGUAUUGAUCACUACCUUACAAAUGUUGUAACAUGGUUAAAACAAUUGCUGCAGAGAAUAUGAUUUUAUAUGUAUAGGAGCACAAAAAGUGAAACCAGUAACUAUUGUUAUAGGAUCAAGUACUUAUUUAUAUUUCAGGAAUUUAAUUAGAUUUUUGUUUAUUCAGUAAACCAUAAUUGUGGUCUCUCUGAUAUAUGACAUAUGCCAGUUUACAAAUACAAUAUAACCAACUUUCCCAGUAAAACAGCAUGACAACUUACUAACUGUUCAAAGGCUAACUCAGUUUCUCAGCAUUUGGAUUGAAUGUAAUGAUUACAGAAGAAAAAAGAAAAAGUAAUGUAAAAAAACCAUAAUUGUAAAUGUUGUCAUGAAGACCGUAUUAUGAAAAGAGUGUAACAUAUGUAGAUCACGCACAAAAAUUCAAAUAUAAGGCUUGGCCUAUAAUGAUUGUUUCUAAAUGAACAAAAACUAUUUCACUCUAUUACAGCAGAUACACUUAACUUUUUAAAAGUAGUGGCUUUUUAGGUACCACUGAUGAAUUGAAAUGUUUAUAUUUUAAUUAUCAUUAUGUUGAUGUUAGCAUGUGGCAGAAUUUGUCUAUAUCACUUUCAAACCAGUUAAUAGAAUUAUUUUUGUUUUCAGUGAAAGUGUGAUUCUUUUCAUUCCUUUCAUUCACAACAAUAUUUUGGUGGUUUGCAUAUAGUUUAAGAUAUUCUGUAGGAAGUAUUUACAAUCUAAUUGUGUCAACAAUACUUAAAAUUACGCAUUGUCAGAAAAUAUAGUUUUGGUGAAAUUCUCAUGUAAUGUGAUUUAAGUGUCCUCUUGCUGGAACCAGAAUUUUUCUUGUUGUUUGUUUGCUUGGAACCAAAAUAUUGGAUUUGAAGAGAUGAUUGAGAAUUCAAAUGAUAAGUACAUGCCUGUAUGCAGUUUAGAUGCUUCUGUGUAUCCUGUCUUGUUUUAAUAAGAAAGUGCCAUUUACUUUGA